Molecule: messenger RNA, 2094 nt
Organism: Cryptomeria japonica (Japanese cedar)
Lineage: Eukaryota; Viridiplantae; Streptophyta; Pinopsida; Cupressales; Cupressaceae
Exons: 9
Coding region: 86-1897 (603 amino acids)
Cellular component (GO): voltage-gated calcium channel complex
Molecular function (GO): voltage-gated calcium channel activity
Source: RefSeq, a predicted model, not a curated record
UAUUGGUCAUUGCACAUUAAAUUCUAAGAAGACGUGGAAGUACAGAUGAAGCCACAUUAAAUUCUAAGAAGACGUGGUAGUACAGAUGAAGCGUGGAAAAGUAUUUCGUUUCCCCCUCUACAGGCAACCCAUUAAAAAGGAUGGGCAGAGAAAUCGAGCAUACGCCCACUUUGAAGCGAUAAAUUUCAACAUGAACGUUCUAACAGGAUUUCUGUGCUAUUUCCUGUUCCUCCAUGUAUACACGGUGGCUCAACUUCCUGAGGAUUAUUAUAAGAAAAAGGAAGCACAAGUUAAAAAAAUGGCAGAUGAGAUUUUGAAGCUGGAUGGAGCUAGAUGUGAAUGGGCUGCCAAUUGUUCAUCAUCAACCUGUUCAAGGCACGCUUGCACUCCAAUAGGUGGAUUUGACGACGCCAAUAAAUAUAAUUUCACCUGUCAAAUACAAAAUGAGCCUAAUCAGUACUGCUCAUCUUCUACUGGUCCCUGCAAAUCUCGUCAGGUUAACUAUGCAAUGAGUUAUGUUAGGAUGGCUCCCUCGCCAAUAUCUAUGACCACUAUACCUCCAGUCACAGAAGAAAUGUGCUCAACAAUUUGCAUGACAAGGGAUUUUACAAGCACUAUGAAGGAUCUCGCCUCUGAGAAUAAUUAUGCUAAUGAAGUAGAUGAACUUUUUUACUUUGGUUCCAUCGAUGGAGUAGCCCGCUUUUACCCUGGAGAAGAAUUAAAUGAUCAAGAUGCUAAGUGCUAUAGUUAUGAUCCAAGGACAAGACCAUGGUAUAAUGGCGCCAUAUCUUUACCAACGUACCUUAUUGUUCUUAUUGAUAAUAGUAACUCUGCCAACAUCCAGAUCAACUCGCCAUCAUUGAACACUGCUUUUAAAGAAGCUCAAAAAAUGGUUAAAAAACUUAUAUACACACCAUCCGCUGGUGAUAUGUUGGAUGUGAUUGCAUUCAAUGAGACAAAUGCCACUGCAGUAACCCAAAAUCCGGUGAGCAUUCAGGAUGAUUCAGAGUUGGGGGAAUUUCAAGACGGAAGGAAGAACUUAUCUCAGCUGAUCGAUGGAAUACCAAAAACAAGUGACAAUUCAGUGGCAAUUUUUUUGGGUGGUUUUAAACAAGCCAUUUCAAUCGCCUUACUCAAAAUGAAAGACAGCAGUAGUAGACCAAAUAAGGUCAUUUUGGUGUUUACGAAUGGAGGGUUCGCCUCAAGUCUUCAGUUAGCAGACCGACAGCCAGUCUCUGCAAUGCUCAAGAGCAAUUUUACGAAACUUUUUAUAUAUAGCUUUGAUAAAUCUUUAAAUCUGGAGGCUCUUGCUAAGGAAUCUGAUGGCUACUAUGAAACCAUUGUAGAUAAUUUUGACAAUCCCUUAUACCAAAUAAGCAGCUUCUUCAAUUUCAUGGCACUUACACGCAAUGCAUCAGGAAAUGAACCACACUGGACCAAGUUCUAUAAAGAUGCCGAAGGACGUGGAAAUAUUACAACUGUAUCCUACCAAGCCCUUAGCCAAGUGGGCCAUUUGGUGGGGGUCGUUGCAAUUGAUAUUAUUUUCAAACCAGACCAAGGAAAACUUCCCUCCAAAGCUGGCAAUCGUCCUACGCCGAGUACUACCCAUGAUGUUCAUACUGAGGUAAAGCCAACCAGCAAUACUUGCCCAAAGUGUGACGUUAAGAAAGCAAUUUGUGCAAGCUCAACCAAAAAGAUUUUCAGAGAUCUGGAGUGUUGUGAAAGCUGUAAUCCAGAGAGCCAUAAAUGGAGUGUAGGAAAGAAAGUUGCAGCAAUAGGUGUGCCACUAGUUGUUAUGUUGGCGUUAAUCAUAUCAGUUGCAUGGUGGGUGUGGAGGAGAAGAAAACGAUGUCGAAUUCCAAAGCCAUCAACCACUGAGUUGGGGCCUUACGAAUAGGUAUAUAAUUUGACAAAUCACAAUGAUAAUGUUGCUAAAUAUUUGAUGUCAUUGCUAAAACAUGAUAUAAGAGAAUAUAUAAAUUCAAUACGGAUAAUCACAGCCUUCCCGGUAAUCACAGCCUUCCCGGUUGCAUUUGACAGUUAUUCUCAAUGGUUAAUUGUUGCUUCAUAUCAAUCUCCACAUCAUUUCAAUAA